GCGGCGGCGGCGGCGCGAGAUGGUGGGCAGGUUGGCGCGUUUCGUGCUGGUGCUUGGGCUCGCAGCGCGCGGGCCCGCGCCCGCCGGUGCCGCCAAGAUGAAGGUGGUGGAGGAGCCCAACACGUUCGGGCUCAACAACCCGUUCCUGCCCCAGACCAGUCGCCUCCAGCCCAGGAGGGAUCCUUCACCCGUGUCUGGGCCCGUGCAUCUCUCCAGACUUUCUGGCAAGUGCUUCAGCCUGGUGGAGUCCACGUACAAGUACGAGCUCUGCCCGUUCCACAACGUGACGCAGCACGAGCAGACCUUCCGCUGGAACGCCUACAGUGGAAUCCUCGGCAUCUGGCAUGAGUGGGAAAUCGCCAACAACACCUUCAGGGGCAUGUGGAUGAGGGAUGGUGACUCCUGCCACUCCCGGAGCCGGCAGAGCAAGGUGGAGCUCACCUGUGGCAAAACCAACCGGUUGGCCCACGUGUCUGAGCCAAGCACCUGUGUCUACGCACUGACGUUUGAGACGCCCCUCGUCUGCCACCCCCACUCCUUGUUAGUGUACCCGGCCCUGCCCAUGGCCCUGCAGCAGAGGUGGGACCGGGUGGAGCAGGACCUGGCAGAUGAGCUGAUCACAUCCCAGGGCUAUGAGAAGUCACUCAGGGCGAUUUUUGAGGAUGCUGGUUAUUUAAAGACCCCAGAACAAAGUGAAUCGGUGCAGCAGGAAGGAGGUGCCAAGAGCCUGGUGUUUCAGACACUGGAGAGCUGUAACGAGGCACAUAAAGCCCUGUCAAAGGAGAUGAAAAGACUUAAAAGCAUACUGACCCAGCAUGGCCUCCCCUACGUGAAGCCUGCAGAAACUUCCAGCUCUGAGCACUUGGGUCCCAGGACACCCACGGACAAGACAGCAGAGCUGCUACGAGGUGACCCUGGACUGCGUGGGAACACCCUGUGAUCUGGGGCAGGAGGAGCAGGGCGACAGGUCUCAGCCAGAGGACACCUUCCUCCGUUCCUUCUGUGCCAGCAGGCUCUCGGGGUUGUGCCCAAAGAUGCAGACAAAAUAAAGAUUCAAAGUUUUAAUUAAUUUCCCUACUGAUAAAAAUA
This is a messenger RNA of Kogia breviceps (pygmy sperm whale), 1089 nucleotides long. RefSeq names its product N-acetylglucosamine-1-phosphate transferase subunit gamma (gene GNPTG). Lineage: Eukaryota; Metazoa; Chordata; Mammalia; Artiodactyla; Physeteridae. The record is from RefSeq and is a predicted model, not a curated record. Gene Ontology annotation, cellular component: Golgi apparatus.